AUGUCUACUGAUGAGUUUAGCUGUUCCAUUUGUCUAGACCUGCUGAGGGAUCCGGUGACUAUUCCAUGUGGACACAGUUUCUGCAUGAGCUGCAUUACAGGCUGCUGGGAUGAAGAAGACAAAAAAGGUGUUCACAGCUGCCCCCAGUGCAGACAGACCUUCACCCCGAGACCUACACUGGGUAGAAACACAAUGAUAGCUGAAGUUGUGAGGAAAAUGAAGGACACAAAACUUCAACCUGAACGUAAGAUGUCCUCGUUUGCUGGACCGUCUGAUGUAGGGUGUGAUUUCUGCACUGGGAAGAAGCACAAAGCCAUCAAGUCGUGUCUGACAUGCUUGGGUUCUUACUGUGAGACUCAUGUCCAGUCUCACUAUGAGGUUCCCUGUUUGAUGAAGCACGUGCUGGUUAAUGUCACGAAGAUACAAGAUCGAAUCUGCUCUCAGCACAACAGGAUGAUUGAGGUGUUCUGUCGCACGGACGAGAAACUCAUCUGUUUGCUCUGUUCAAUGGACAACCACAGUGGGCACAAAACGGUGUCCACUACUGCAGAAAAAGCUGAAAAGCAGAAAAUCUUAGUGACUAAGAAAAAGGAAAUCCCAGAGGAAAUCCAGAGGAGGACGAAUAAGGUGGAGGCUGUGAAAAAGGCUUUAAAAGACUUGCAGGCCUCAGCACAGGAUGCUGUUAAUGAAACUGAUCGGAUUUUCAAAGAGCUGAUCAACUUCUUGGAGCAAAAAUGUUCUGAGGUGAAAAAGUCCAUCAGAGCCCAGGAGAGGGCAGAGGAGAGUCGAGCUGGAGGACUCCUGAAGCAGCUGGAUGUGGAGAUCACUCAACUGAAAAAUCAGGACGCUUCCAUUGGCCAGCUCCAAUCAGUAGAGGAUGCCACUGAGUUUCUACAGAGUUUCCAGACUCAUUUUGCCCCAGAGCCCAAGAUCCUUCCCAGAGUCACUUUUCAACCACAGUUUUCCUUCGAGAAUUUCAUGACAGCAGUGACUCCAUGCCUGAGGGAGAAAACAAAACAGUUUCAUCAGGAAAUAUUGAAUGUCACAGGCUUCAUGGCUGGGGAUGAGGUCAAACUGAAGGCCCCUGAGACCAUCACCAGGAUUUGUCAGACGUAUUGCUAUCGGAUUGAAGAUAGUUACAGACAUGGUUAUCGCAAACAAGAGUGUGGGACCCAGUAUGAUGUCACUGUCAGUGGUGUGGGUGUAGUACAAGGUGCUGCAUCGCCAGGUACCAUGACUGUUAACUUCCCUGAGAAUCCAGCUUGGAUGGGGAGUUCAUCACAGCUGGACCUGGUCCUCACAAUAUGA
Molecule: messenger RNA, 1308 nt
Organism: Engraulis encrasicolus (European anchovy)
Lineage: Eukaryota; Metazoa; Chordata; Actinopteri; Clupeiformes; Engraulidae
Product: tripartite motif-containing protein 72-like
Exons: 6
Coding region: 1-1308 (435 amino acids)
Molecular function (GO): zinc ion binding
Source: RefSeq, a predicted model, not a curated record